AUGGCGACGAUGGGUCACUCUGCUUGGCACAUGGAUGACAUCGAUGAUGCUCUGGCUGCAGACUUCGACGGCUCGCUCUCGGGUCUGGGCAUCGAGAUCGGGACCUCGUCCUUCAACAUGAGCGAAACCCUGCUGGCCCUGCCGUCUCUGAAAGAUUCGGUUUCAGGAGGGCACAUGCCGCAUGGACAUCACACGGCGGCAGCUCAACAGCGAAUAAAGAAAAAUCGACCGCUGCAAGCCGAGGAGGAGACCGCACCGACGACGAUCAAACGCUUCUGCAACGACCCCAGCCAGCAGCCUCAGAAGCAUUCAACCUCUGCACCGGAUCUCCGGCAUUGCACAACGGAUAACUUGCUUCUCAUGCAGCCGUCGUUAGCGGGCUCGUCGGUUUCAACAUCUCCCGCCGCGACGGCGUCCUCGUGCAUCGGUGCUCCCGUCCACGCCAGCAUGUUCCAAUGCGUUCUGGGUGCUGCGACUUCGAUUGCGACCAAGGUGAACGAGCGCACCAUGACCUAUCUCAACCAAGGACAGUCGUACGAGAUCAAGCUGAAGAAACUCGGGGACCUCACCGAAAUUCAGGGGAAACUGCUGAAGAGCAUCGUUCGGGUCGGCUUCCAGGAACGACGUCUGCAAUACAUGGAAAAGGAGCAGAUGGAACAGUGGACUUCUCAACAUCCCCUCGAACGCGUUCUCGACGUCGAUAUCCCCCUCAGCUACGGUGUUUUCGAUGUCGUCACCUAUCCGAAAAUCAUCAACGCCUUUGAGUUCAUGUGGGACCCGACCAAGGAAACCGGGGUUUUCGUCCGACUCAACUGCAUAAGCACAGAGUUCACGCCAAAGAAACACGGGGGCGAGAAGGGAGUACCUUUUCGACUGAUCGUGGAAACGUACGCGCACGAUGGGGGCGUCAUGCAGAACCAGGUCCAUAGCGCGUCCUGUCAGGUGAAAGUCUUCAAACCCAAAGGCGCAGACAGAAAACACAAAACCGAUCGGGAGAAAAUGAUCAAGAGACCGUCGGCUGAACAAGAACUCUACCAACCGAGUUUCGAUUGCACGUUCUUCACCGAAUGCAGUGCUCCCCAGCAGGGCUCGUAUUCACAGCAGAGCCCGCCCGUCGACGGUACCCAGGCAAAGGUAGAACCUGUCACCUCUACGCCCGUGCAGAGCUCGUCGAACGCAUCGAUCCCUUCGACGGCGUUCCCUCCGAGUCCGGAGUCGACCGCGCCGCAGACCCCGGCGACUCCCUUGCGCGCGGCGCAGAGGGUCAGCAUAUCACCACCGACCAGUUUGGCGGGAUCCGACUCGGAAGAGGUUCUCUUCUUGAGCAGUGAGGCCACUCCGCAGGAAACUGCCGAGUGGUUGAGAAUGAAUCGUUUCAACAACUCGGCUCAGACUCUGAGCACGUUUUCCGGGAGUGAUUUGUUGCGCCUCGACAAGAAUGAUCUUGUGACGAUUUGCGGCGUGGCAGAAGGUAUUCGACUCUUCAACCUGCUGCAUGCGAAGUCCAUCAAGCCCGCCCUCACCAUUUACGUCGGCAGUUCGAUAGAGGAGCCUUUCGCACCGAUAUUUCUAGAAAAAGCUACGGCGUACCAUCUCAAAUACGCGUUGUCGUCGGCUGCGGCGGCGCCGUGUGAGUACCUUUUUCUCAGAGGCCCCGGCGGCAUUCGGAUAUCGAUUACUGAUGAGCUUGUUCGCAACCUCAAUGACGAGGGUGCCUAUUUUCUGGAGAAACACGAUAACGUUACGUUGAUGUCGCCCGCUCGAACCAAUGUGCAAGAGUGAGAUAUUUCUCUACGGUGUCGAUUCUAUCAAAGAAAAAACUGGUCUUUACGCUAUGAACUCGCUGAAUUCGGUCAUCUACCCUCUUUUCCUCGGGGAGUAGAGGAACAGAAGAAAACAAGGCUCCUGUCGUCACAGCAGAGAGCAUUUUUCCGGUCGAUUUCUACUUAAUGAAUCUGGGCCAGAGUUCCUUCGACGAGAAGCGAUUUUUCCGCACGAAUAGUUUCUAAGCAGAACACCAAGGACAGGAUCAUCAGCAUCUAUAUACAAAGGAUAUAUCUGGGGAGGGGAAGCAGGCGAAAGAACUUGUGAUUAAUAUAACUCGGCUAGCUUCAUGUCAGGUCGAUAUUCAUGCGAGGAAUUUGUUUUUCCAAAUAUUCCCGAGAAACGCACGUUCGGAGAAACGACGCGACGUGGAGUAUGCUGACCGAGAACUGGAGGAACUGUCCAAACACUCAAUGACGAAAUAAAACUUGCAUCUAUUUUGUUACCGU
Molecule: messenger RNA, 2273 nt
Organism: Galendromus occidentalis (western predatory mite)
Lineage: Eukaryota; Metazoa; Arthropoda; Arachnida; Mesostigmata; Phytoseiidae
Gene: gem
Product: transcription factor CP2 like gemini
Exons: 2
Coding region: 1-1782 (593 amino acids)
Biological process (GO): regulation of transcription by RNA polymerase II
Cellular component (GO): nucleus
Molecular function (GO): RNA polymerase II cis-regulatory region sequence-specific DNA binding; DNA-binding transcription activator activity, RNA polymerase II-specific
Source: RefSeq, a predicted model, not a curated record